Messenger RNA from Aspergillus versicolor CBS 583.65, 3212 nucleotides. Its product is annotated as bifunctional cytochrome P450/NADPH--P450 reductase. Gene Ontology annotation, molecular function: iron ion binding; FMN binding; aromatase activity. Gene Ontology annotation, cellular component: cytosol. The record is from RefSeq and is a predicted model, not a curated record. Bases 1 to 3210 code for a protein of 1069 amino acids. NCBI's taxonomy places the organism in Eukaryota, Fungi, Ascomycota, Eurotiomycetes, Eurotiales, Aspergillaceae. The transcript has 5 exons.
AUGGGCAAAUUAAGCAACAUCCCACAGCCCCCGGGGGUUCCCCUCUUGGGGAAUCUCUUCGAUAUUGACAUGGAACUUCCUCUGCAGUCGCUGUACGAUCUAGCAGACAAACAUGGCGAGAUCUAUCGGAUGCGCUUUCCAGGCCAUACCUUCAUUAUCGCUUGCAGCUAUGACAUGGUAAACGAGUUCUGCGACGAAAAGCGUUUCCCAAAGACCAUUUUUGCCCUCAAGGAAAUGAGACAUGCGAUGCACGAUGGACUCUUCACGGCCAUCGAUGGCGAGACAGAGCCGGCCUGGGCCAUCGCGCACAGAAUCCUCGUCCCUGCAUUCGGACCCUCAUCCCUUCGACUGAUGUUUGACGGAAUGUACGACGUUGCAAGCCAGCUGGCCCUGAAAUGGGCACGAUACGGACGAGAAUCCAUCACCGUGACUGACGACUUCACGCGACUGACUCUGGACACGAUCGCACUGUGCUCGAUGGACUUUCGAUUCAACAGUUACUACAAGGACGGGGUGCACCCGUUUGUUGAGGCCAUGGGGGACUUCCUGACUGAGAGCGGUGAUAGAGCGAGACGAUUGCCCAUUCCCUCGUUCUUUUAUCGUGGUAAGGACAAGAAGUUCUUUGGGGAUAUCGAGGUGAUGAGACAGACAGCGAACGAGAUCCUACAGGAGCGCAAGAUAGAGAAGAAUCUGGACACACGCAAGGACCUGCUCUCUGCCAUGUUGAAUGGAGUAGACCCAAAGACGGGCCUCAAGAUGACUGAGGAGAGUAUUCUCGAUAACUUGAUUACGUUCCUUAUUGCCGGCCACGAGACGACGUCGGGUAUGCUUUCGUUCGCCAUGUACCAUCUGAUGAAGCACCCAGACGCGUAUCGCAAGGCACAGCAGGAGGUGGAUGAAGUCUGUGGCAAGACGCCGAUUAGGUUCGAGCAUCUAUCCAAACUCUCGUAUAUCUCAGCUGUACUUAGAGAGACGCUGCGUCUCACACCGCCGCUCCCUGUGUUCAACGUUGCACCCAAGCAGGAUGAAGUAGUAGGAGGCCAAUACGUCGUCAAAGAAGGCGAGCUGAUCAUCGUCUUGGUAGGGUCGUCGCAUCUGGACCCGAAGGUGUACGGGGCCGACGUCAAGGAGUUCAAGCCGGAGCGCAUGCUGGACGCCAACUUCGACCGCCUCAAUAAAGAAUUCCCGAAUUCCUGGAAGCCGUUUGGAAAUGGGACGCGUGGCUGCAUUGGCCGGCCGUUUGCAUGGCAGGAAGCGUUGCUCGUCAUCGCGAUGUUGCUGCAGAACUUCGACUUCGAGUUUGACGAUCCAAACUACACGCUCAGUCUGAAACAGACACUGACAGUGAAGCCGGCAAACUUCAAGGUUAGAGCAACUCCUCGUGAUGGGCUGCGAGCAACAGAGUUAGGGCAUAGGCUGGCUGGCACGACGGCAGUGAAGUCGAGCCCAACAGCCAGGAAUGGCCCUACUACAGCGUCAAACGGCGCGAAAGGAAAGCCAUUGAGUAUAUACUAUGGCUCAAAUAGUGGAACCUGUCAGUCAAUGGCUGAGCGUCUCGCAGCUGAUGCCUUUUCGCAUGGUUUUUCUGCCAGCGUGGUAGACGUCGUUGACAAUGCCACCGAGAAGCUCCCAAAGGACCAGCCGGUAGUUAUUGUUACAGCCUCGUAUGAAGGACAGCCACCGGACAAUGCCGGCCAGUUUGUGCGCUGGCUCGAGGGUCUCGAGGACAAUGACGCCCUACAGGGUGUAUCGUAUGCCGUCUUUGGCUGUGGACACCACGACUGGGCCGCCACAUUCCACCGCAUCCCUAGACUGGUGGAUUCUUCCAUAGCUAAGCAUGGAGGCUCUCAUGUUGCUGCUCUGGGUCUGACCGACGUUGCGCAAGGAAAUGAGAUGACAGACUUUGAAGCCUGGGAAGAUGAGGUCUUCUGGCCAGCGAUGAAGCAGAAAUACGGUGCUGCAGCCCCUGAAGGCCCUUCGCUGAGCGUCGCAGUAACCAAUCCUCGCAAAUCAAUCCUCCACCAGGACGUGAGGGAGAGCAGUGUGGUAGCUACUUCGACAUUAACUGCAGACGAUGCUGAAGUCAGGAAACGACACAUUGAGAUCGAGCUGCCUUCGGACAUGGCGUACAAGGCAGGGGACUAUCUUGCAGUGCUGCCAGUCAACCCCCCUGAACAAGUCCACCGAGUGCUCCGACAUUUCCAUCUCCCAUGGGAUGCACACCUUACGAUCUCAGCCAAGGCACUCACUUUCCUUCCGAACAGUGGCCCUGUCCCUGCAGUUGAUGUAUUCGGAUCCUAUGUGGAGCUGGGCCAGCCUGCCACUAAACGAAACAUCCUGAGUUUGAUCGAUGCAGCUAAUGAGCCAGCUACCAAAGACAAGCUGGACACUCUUGUUGCCGAUGGCUAUUACACCGCUGAGGUCCUCGCCAACCGUAUCUCGGUCCUGGAUCUGCUAGAGAGUAACCCCGACAUCGAUCUUCCGAUAUCAGACUUCCUUCGCAUGCUACCCCCUAUGCGUGUCCGACAGUACAGCAUAGGAUCAUCUCCUGUCUGUAGCCCACGUCGUGUUGUGCUGACAUACUCGGUCUUGGAUGAACCACGUUCUGGAGCUGACGGAAAACGCCAUGUUGGAGUGACAACUAGCUACCUAUCUACCCUGCAAGCAGGAGAUGUUGUACAUGCCGCUGUUCGACCAUCGCAUACAGCCUUUCAUCUCCCUGCCGAUGCGCAAAACACUCCCAUUAUUAUGAUUGCGGCUGGUACUGGUAUUGCUCCUUUCAGAGGGUUUAUUCAGGAGCGGGCGGCGAUGCAUGAUUCUGGGCGGAUUAUUGCACCCGCGAUACUAUACUUUGGCUGCCGUGAGCCAGGAAAAGACGAUUUAUACAGGAGGGAGUUGGAUCAGUGGGAGGCCAGGGGAGUGGUGUCUGUUCGAAGGGCAUAUAGCCGGCAGGUGGAGGCCAGUGAAGGGUGUCGGUAUGUUCAUGACAGACUUUGGAAGGAUAGAGCUAGAUUUCUGGACUUAUGGGAGCAAGGCGCCCGUGUUUAUAUCUGCGGCAGUAGAGCUGUUGGCGACUCUGCGAAGGGAAUGCUGGUCGAUAUCUUGUUGGACGCGAAGAGGAAUCAGAGCGAGGAUACAACGAGGGAGACGGUCAGCACUUGGUUUGAAGGUUUGAAGAAUACUAGAUAUGCGGUGGAUGUAUUUGAUUAGGC